ACGCGAGGCGCCCCCCCCCAACCCCCCGCCCUGCUGCCCGAUCCCACCCGCGGCGCGCGCCGGGACCAGUGUUGAUAGCAUGAUGACCUGACAACGUCCAGGCCCGUCCCAACUAUGCAGUGCAAGUACUGAUGGGAAAGGAUCCAAUAUGAGUGUGAAUGAUGUUGGAGGCAGACGACGCUUUGAAGACAGCGAGUACACCUUGCACAUCUACCCCGGGAGCAUCGCCGAAGGGACCAUCUAUUGCCCCAUCACCGCCCGGAAAACCUCCACUGCUGCCGAGGUGAUCGAUGCGCUCAUCAAUAAACUCCAGCUCGAGAAAACAAAAUGCUACGUCCUCGCGGAAGUGAAGGAGUUCGGUGGGGAGGAAUGGAUCCUCAACCCCACCGACUGCCCGGUCCAGCGCAUGAUGCUGUGGCCUCGCAUGGCUCUCGAGAACCGGACGAGCGGCGAGGAUUACCGCUUCCUCCUGCGGGAGAAGAACCUCGAUGGUUCCAUCCACUAUGGCAGCCUGCAGUCCUGGCUGCGGGUGACGGAGGAGCGCCGCAGGAUGGUGGAGCGGGGCUUCCUGCCCCAGCCACAGCAGAAGGACUACGAUGACUUGUGCGGCCUGCCUGACUUGAACGAGAAAACGCUCCUGGAGAACCUCCGGAACCGCUUUAAGCAAGAGAAAAUCUACACCUACGUAGGCAGCAUCCUCAUAGUUAUCAACCCGUUCAAGUUUCUACCUAUUUAUAACCCUAAGUAUGUCAAAAUGUACGAUAACCAUCAGCUGGGCAAGCUGGAGCCCCACAUUUACGCCGUGGCAGAUGUGGCCUACCACGCCAUGCUUCAGCGCAGGAAGAACCAGUGCAUCGUGAUUUCAGGGGAGAGCGGCUCGGGGAAGACGCAGAGCACAAACUUUCUGAUUCAUCACCUCACUGCCCUCAGCCAGAAAGGAUUUGCUAGCGGAGUCGAGCAGAUUAUUCUUGGAGCUGGACCAGUGCUUGAGGCUUUUGGAAAUGCAAAGACAGCGCAUAACAACAACUCGAGUCGUUUUGGCAAGUUUAUCCAAGUGAACUACCAGGAGACGGGCACUGUGCGAGGAGCUUAUGUUGAAAAGUAUCUGCUGGAAAAGUCCAGGCUCGUCUACCAGGAGCACAACGAACGGAACUACCAUGUAUUUUAUUACCUCCUGGCAGGAGCGAGCGAGGAAGAGAGAUCAGCGUUUCAUCUUAAGCAGCCUGAGGAGUACCAUUACCUCAACCAGAUGACAAAGAAACCCCUCAGACAGAGCUGGGAUGAGUAUUGCUAUGACUCUGAGCCGCAGGAUUGCUUUUCCGUUGAAGGGGAGGACUUGAAGCACGACUUUGAGCGCCUACAGCUAGCUAUGGAGAUGGUGGGCUUCCUUCCCAAGACUCGCAGACAAAUUUUCUCUCUCCUGUCUGCAAUACUACAUCUGGGUAACAUCCGAUACAAGAAGAAGACCUAUCGGGAUGACUCCAUCGAUAUCUGUAACCCCGAAAUACUGCCCAUCGUGUCGGACCUGCUGGAGGUGAAAGAAGAGAUGCUGUUUGAGGCCUUGGUUACCAGAAAGACAGUGACAGUAGGAGAAAAGCUGAUCUUACCCUACAAACUGGCAGAGGCUGUGACUGUGCGGAACUCCAUGGCUAAAUCAUUGUACAGUGCCCUCUUUGACUGGAUAGUUUUCAGAAUUAACCACGCGCUCCUGAACUCAAAGGAUAUGGAGGAAAGCACCAAGACUUUAUCCAUCGGAGUACUCGAUAUUUUUGGGUUUGAGGACUAUGAAAACAACAGUUUUGAACAGUUCUGCAUUAACUUUGCCAAUGAACGCUUACAGCACUACUUCAACCAACACAUCUUUAAGCUGGAACAGGAGGAAUACAGAGCAGAAGGGAUUAGCUGGCACAACAUCGACUACAUUGACAACUCUGGCUGCAUAAACCUCAUCAGCAAGAAGCCAACCGGCCUGCUCCAUCUGCUGGAUGAGGAGAGCAAUUUUCCUCAAGCCACCAACCAGACCCUGCUGGACAAGUUCAAGCGUCAACACGAAGGGAACUCCUACAUUGAAUUUCCAGCAGUGAUGGAGCCAGCUUUCAUCAUCAAACACUACGCAGGCAAAGUCAAGUAUGGAGUGAAGGAUUUCCGUGAGAAGAACACAGACCACAUGCGCCCAGACAUCGUGGCUCUCCUGAGAAGCAGCAAAAAUGCCUUCAUCUGUGGGAUGAUCGGCAUCGACCCGGUGGCAGUGUUCCGCUGGGCCGUGCUGCGGGCGUUUUUCAGGGCAAUGGUUGCUUUUAGGGAGGCUGGAAAACGAUACGUUGAGAAGAAAACUGGGCAUGAUGAUGCAGUGCCAUGUGCGGUUUUGAAAAGUGUGGAUAGUUUUAGCUUUCUCCAUCACCCAGUUCACCAGAGGAGCUUAGAGAUCCUGCAGAGAUGCAAGGAGGAGAAGUACAGUAUUACUCGGAAAAGCCCGCGGACGCCGCUCUCGGAUCUCCAGGGAGUCAAUACCAUCAACGAGAGGAGCCAGCGGGAUGCCUUUGCUGUUGGCUGGAAUGGCCGGAUGGGGAUGCGGCACAGCAGGCUCGCCAGCCCCAGCUCCUUCCUGGACAAGGAUGGGAUAUUUGUGAACGCAACUAACAGCAAGCUGCUGGAAAGGGCCCACGGCAUCCUCAUGCGAAAUAAGAACUGCAAAGCCAAACCCAGUCUCCCGAAGCACAUGCUGGAUGUGAAGUCCCUCAAGCACCUGACCAACCUGACACUUCACGACCACAUUACAAAAUCCCUUCUCCAUCUCCACAAGAAGAAGAAACCACCCAGCAUCAGCGCCCAGUUCCAGGCAUCACUCAACAAGCUGAUGGAGACUCUUGGCCAGGCAGAACCUUAUUUUGUCAAGUGCAUUCGAUCCAAUGCCGAGAAGCUGCCCCUGAGGUUCAGCGACAGCCUGGUGCUCCGGCAGCUGCGGUACACAGGCAUGCUGGAGACUGUUCGCAUCCGCCAGUCGGGAUACAGCUGCAAAUACUCUUUCCAGGACUUUGUGAACCAUUUCCACGUCCUUCUGCCACAAGGAAUCAGCCCAUCUAAGCACAAUGUCCAUGAUUUCUUCAGGAAAAUAAAACUCAAUCCAGACAAUUACCAAGUUGGAAGAACCAUGGUUUUUGUGAAGGAGCGCGAACGGCAGCUUCUGCAGGACCUGCUCCAUCAGGAGGUGCUGCGCAGGAUCAUGCUGCUGCAGCGCUGGUUCCGCAGCAUGCUCUGCAGAAGGCAGUUCCUGAACAUGAGGCAGGCAGCAGUGAUCAUACAGAGAUUCUGGCGUAGCUACCAGAGCCGAAAGCAAGGCAAGCCAUCACCAGACCCGCUCAUGCUCAGCAAAGCUGCACUUGUGCUCCAAACCCACUGGCGAGGCUUCGUGGAGAGGAGGAGGUUUCUGCAGAUGCAGUUUGCGGCCCACCUCAUCCAGAGCUGCUGGAGGGAGCACCUGAAGCGGAGGCACGAGGCGGCCGCCAGCAUCCAGGCAGCCUGGCGGGGGCACCGCGCUCAGCAGCGGUACAGAGCCAGCAGGCGUGGGGUGCUGUGUUUGCAAGCAGCAUGCAGAGGAUAUUUAGCACGACAAAGGUUUAGAGCCUUGAAAGAGCAGAGGUUAAAAGAGAUGCAGCUGGAGAAUGGCCUGUCUAUUAGAGAAGAGGAUGGACUGGAGGAAGAUGGGGCUUUGGAAAUUAAGGGCUCUGACCCAUCCAAGUGGGAGGAUGGCUCGUUUGAAGAAAGAGUGAGAGCUAUAGAGGAGCACAAGGCGCUGAUGGAGAAUAAUCGGGUGAAUCACUUGGACCUCCUGGACACUUCUGCAACGUCGUCAUACAAGAGGCACGAGAGAGCCAGCAGCCAGAGCGGGAUGGACACCGAAGAGGAAGUCAUUGUACGAGAGAGACCCAAGUCACUGGAGGAUCUGAAUCAGAAGAAAGUCGUUCGUGCAAAAAGAGAAAGCCGGAGAAUGCGUGAGCUGGAACAGGCGAAAUUCAGCUUGGAGCUGCUUAAGGUCCGGUCCACUGGUGGGCUGUCACCCUCAGAAGAGCGGCAGUGGUCUACCGAGCUGGUGGUAUCUGAGGCGCUUCAUUCCCCUCAGGGAACCCCAGAGAGCGAGAGCUCUCAAGGGAGCUUGGAGAUGUUAAGCUGCGAAGAUACCCCAAGUAAAACCGUUCCCCUGGUUUUAGAUGUUCAGCUGCUUCCCACUGAGAGCCGGGACUCUUUGCCUAGCAGUCCUCAGCCUCACCUGCAGGACAAGUCUUUCUGCGCAGCGGAUGUGAACAGCAAUUUAUCCAUUAGCAGAAGGAUGCUUUCAGACUCUGAGCUGCCUGAUAACCGCGCUGCAAAGGAGCACGUGGUCUGUGACCCCCAGAAUAUCUGCAAGAUGCAUCCAAGAGAAACUUUCCUUUCUAGUAAUCUACCUACUUUCUACAUUCCACCACAGGACAACAUGAAGGUAAAGCAGUCACAGGUGGAGAAUAACUUGAAGAACAAGGCGGUGGAAAGAGAGGAGAAAACAGCUAUGUUCUCUGAGAUGAGGAAGGACUCUGAGCAAGAGCAGGGCAAAGUUUUGGGAGGGGAGGAAGGAGAGAAGUCUUCUGCCAAGAGAGAGGAACGUGGGACGGCCGCUGCAACGCAGACCCACUCUCCAGACUCUGUCAUCAAGAGACUGGAGAAGCUCAACGUAGAGAAGGAAGAGCGACAAAAGCAGCUCCAGUUGCAGAACGAGAGAGAGAUGAUGGAGCAGAUCCGGCAGCAGAAGGAAAUUUUAGAGAGGCAGCGCAAAGCCUUCGAGCAGCUGGAGAAGCAAGGCAGGGUGGAGGCUUUACAGCGGGCCGAACUGAGCAGAAUGAAGGACCCUACUCUGAAACCAUCCAAGAAACCCGACAGCCGGCCUCAGUCUGUCCUCAUCCUGCACACCCAGAACAGAGCGGAGCACGGCGUGGCCCCGGGCGGAGCUCCAGCCUCAUCAGUGGACAUCAAAGGUCUCACCGUCGGGAGCAGGGGCGGCUCUCCGGCCCACGCUGCCCCCAAGGACAGACCGGUCAGCAUGUUCAUGGAGCGAAGGGAAGGCCCUGCGCUGGAAUCACGGGGCAACCCCCGGCUGGCUGCAGACCCCAGGGACGCCCCGGGCAGCCCCUUCUCUAGGAAUGAGCGCCUCCGGCAGCCCCGGGUGCCCAGCCAGCCCGGCGAGGAGAUGCGGGCAGGUGCCAUGUUCUUCACACCCAGAGACAAUCCCUUCGGGCUCCACAGGGAAGCAAGCCAUCAAUGCCUCCCCAAGGGUGAGCUGGCUCGGAAGCCGUUUAAGAUGCCUGGGUCUGGCCGAGGAGAGGUUCCCAGACCGACCCAUAAAAAGAAAGCCCGCAUGGCGCGGACGCGCUCCGAUUUCUUGACUAGAGGUACUUUUGCUGAUGGGGAGGGGGAUACGGAGGAAGAUGAUUACGAUGGCAAUUUUGAGUUCCUCCUCUCCUCUGACCUACCUCCUCACCCUGAGGCAGGGCCUGCGGCCCGGCUCGGCCAGGCUUGUUACAGUGACUCCGAAAUGACAGUUCAGCGGUUCUCCUCGGGGGAUGGCCAACCAAAGCUUCACAAAACCAUGUCUCAGGGGGAGAUUGGGAAGCUGGCAGCCACACAGAAGCCCCUUGCCCCAGAUGGGAGGUCUCAACGAGCCAAGAUGAGAUUUUGGGGGAAGGGAAAGCAGGGGGAGAAGAAGACCCCCCGGGAGAAGCUUGCCACGCAGUCUGAACUGCUGGAGCUGUAUGCUGAGCAGGAGGUGCCCAGCAGAGAGGUGGCUGCUGGCCUGCAGCUUGGCGAAGAGUUGGGUCCUCACCAUCUGACGCCGCCGCGGAGCCCUGAGCUGUCAGGAAUCUACCGAAGGGAAUUUAAGGAGAACAAAGAGCCUUCUCCCAAAGUGAAGCGCAAACGUAGCGUCAAAAUCAGCAGCGUGGCUCUGGAGCCUGUGCAGUGGCAGAACGACUCGCUGCAGAUCAUAACCAGCGCGAGCGACCUGAAGAGCAUGGAUGAGUUUCUCCUGAAGAAGAUGAAUGAGCUGGAUAACGAGGACAGCAAGAAGGACACUCUGGUGGAUGUUGUGUUCAAGAAAGCACUGAAGGAAUUCCGGCAAAACAUCUUCAGCUUUUACUCCUCAGCGUUAGCGAUGGAUGAUGGGAAAAGCAUCCGCUAUAAGGACCUGUAUGCCUUAUUUGAGCAGAUUCUUGAGAAGACCAUGAGGCUUGAACAGAGGGACUGGAGCGAGUCUCCAGUUAAAGUCUGGGUCAAUACAUUCAAAGUCUUCCUGGAUGAAUAUAUGAUAGAGUACAAACCCCUGGACUACACUGCAGUGAAGGUGCCAAAAACGGAACGAAAAAAGAGAAGGAAAAAAGAAGCGGAUGUGGUCGAAGAGCACAAUGGGCACAUUUUCAAAGCUACUCAGUACAGCAUCCCCACCUACUGUGAAUAUUGUUCCUCCUUGAUCUGGAUAAUGGACAGAGCUUCUGUUUGUAAAUUAUGUAAAUACGCUUGUCACAAGAAGUGCUGUCUCAAAACCACGACCAAGUGCUCCAAAAAGUACGAUCCUGAGCUCUCGUCCCGGCAGUUCGGAGUGGAGCUCGCCCGGCUGACCAGCGAGGAGCGAGCCGUGCCGCUGCUGGUGGAGAAGCUGAUCAACUACAUAGAAAUGCACGGGCUGUACACAGAGGGCAUCUACAGAAAAUCAGGGUCCACCAACAAGAUCAAGGAGCUGCGGCAAGGGCUCGAUACAGACAUAGAUAAUGUGAAUUUAGAUGACUACAACAUCCACGUCAUUGCCAGCGUCUUCAAGCAGUGGCUCCGAGAUCUGCCCAACCCUCUCAUGACUUUCGAGCUGUACGAGGAGUUUCUGCGGGCGAUGGGCCUGCAGGAGAGGAGGGAGACGGUGCGAGGAGUUUACUCGGUCAUUGACCAGCUCUCACGCACCCAUCUCAGCACCUUGGAGCGCCUCAUCUUCCACCUGGUCAGGAUUGCUCUCCAAGAAGAGACCAACCGAAUGUCAGCUAACGCCUUGGCCAUCGUCUUUGCUCCCUGUAUCCUCCGCUGCCCCGACACGACGGACCCCCUGCAGAGCGUUCAGGACAUCAGUAAAACAACCACCUGUGUAGAACUCAUUGUCAUCGAGCAGAUGAACAAAUACAAGGCUCGCCUCAAGGACAUCAACAGCCUGGAGUUUGCUGAGAACAAAGCCAAGAGCCGCCUGUCCUUGAUCCGCAGGUCAAUGAAACCCGUACUAAUUGCAGUUAGAUUUAUGAGCAUAACCCGCAGUUCAAUCCCGGGCAAAGGCCGCGUGCGGCGCGGCACCUUCCCCAGCCCUACGUCCCCUGUGGCCGUGCGCCUGCCCUCGGUGUCUGACGUCCCUGAGGAGACCGUGAGCAGCGAGGAGGCCAUGGAGCUGGAUGUGACAGAGCAGCAGCAAGCAGCCAUGCAGCAGGAGGAGAGGGUGCUGACCGAGCAGAUCGAAAGCCUGCAGAAGGAGAAGGAGGAGCUGACAUUCGAGAUGCUGACGCUGGAGCCUCGCGCCUCUGAUGAUGAAACACUCGAGUCAGAAGCCUCCAUCGGCACUGCUGACAGCUCAGAAAACCUGAACUUUGACUCCGAAGGAGCCAUCUCUGAUCGGUCAGAGCGAAGUGUAGCACUUAGCUCCCUGCGCCCCAACAAGGCGGAGGGGCCGGGCCGGCUGCGGCGGCACCCCAGGACGCGGCCAGACGUGGCGGACACGCCGAAUCCAUCCCUCGUCUCCUCCUCCUCAUCCUCCUCUUCCUCCCAGUCGUCCACCUCCUGCCUGCCCCACCUGCCUCGCAAGCGCUUCCAGAUGUACUCCAAGUCGCCCUUCUACCGAGCGGGGGCCCUGGGCGAGCCCCCCGAGCCCCACUGCGACGAGCGGCCGCAGUUCACCACGCGCGGGACCUUCAACCCCGAGAAGGGGAAGCAGAAACUGAAGAGCGUGAAGAACUCCCCCCCGAAAACCAAAGAGGUGCCAGAAGGGGGGCUCGGCCGCAAAAGGAACCCCGAUGCUGACCGCAGCGCCGGCCAGCAGCUUGUCCUGCUGGGGAGCAACGAGUUCAUGGUGUGAGACGCCAGGGUGACGACGUCCCCAUUGCCAUCAUCGUCACUGUCAUCCCCCGACCGCUCGGGCUGCAAAAUGAGCGCUCCAUGCGGAAGCUGCUGGGGAUGGGUUCGGCGGUGGCCUCAAUGGUGUGGGGUUGGGACGGCCGGCACGGGGACAGAGGGACAGACAGAGGGACGUCGGGGAAGGAGCCGCCGUGCCGGGUCCUCUGUGCUGGAGGAGGAGGAGGAGGCAGUGGGAAACAGAGCGCCGGAACACACCGCGGUGUGCAUGAGCUGCAGGGCGCGUGGAACGGUGAGAAGGAGAUCUGCCAACAGGACUCAGCUCUGGUUGUUCUUUCCUAUUUCCAAUGUGCCCUCCUCUCGUGGUAGUUUUUUUUUAAUUUUAUUUUUAUUUCUUUUUCAGACCAUCAGUAUUAAAAUAAUAAUAAUCAAGGACUUACUUGAAGCUCUGUUUAUAUUCUGGUUUACUGGAGUUUAUUGUAAAUACUUUUUUUUUAUUGGUUGUGUUUUGUUGUUGUUUUUUUUUUUAAAUAUUUUGCCCCAAAAAGGACUUUGUGCCAGGGCGAGGGGUCAGUGGGCAGCACAGGUCCCGGCCAUUCACUGCGUCUUCCACCACUGCUCCAUCGGGCUGUAAUUAGCAGGGCUCAGAAGCACUGCCUGCAGUAGCACUAAUGAGUGGCGCUCGCUAACGAUGGGGGCUGCUGGCUCCUGCUGCAGCCGGAGGGCUGCCUGUCUGUAGGAUGGGAGAGACUGGGAGCCUGGGGGCGCUGAUGGGAUCCAUAGGUGCUGCGUCUGCCCCUUUCUGCUUGGCGUUCUGGGCAGACUGGGCUGCACGCCUUUCCCUGAACACCUCCAGAAAGAUGGAGAGCACCAAUAACUUGAGUCUUCCUGCAUGUUUUCUGUUGGUUUCACUGGGAUUGGGGACGUGGCGAUGCAACCCCCCGUUCCCGGCCCCCAGUGCCUGUGAUUUCAAGGGGUGUUUUAUUUAUUUGCCUUUUUAUUAUUUUAAUCUUCGUUCUUGGUGGUUGUUUUUGUUUUCCCUUUUAAGCCACGCAGUGAAAUGGGGAGCGCAUCAUCCCCACGCAGCCCCCCGUGUUGGGACGAGCCACUUCUCCCCCUCGCUUAGCGGAAAGGCCUUGUUAUUUAAAGAAAUCCCACCAAAACGAUCCUUCAAAGCUCAGACUUUAGGACGAGGUCUCCUCCAAUAGAGCACCGUCCCAUCCCACACCCACCUCCCCCCGGCACCACGAGAGCAGCAGGGCCGGCGCAUCCAGCUGACGCAUCACCUCCCUCUAUGUAUGUAAUAAUAUAUAUAUAUAUAAAAUUUUGUAUAUAUCCCUCUCACUGGCAGGAUCUAAACUAGCAAUGAGCGAUGAGCCCCCAGAAAUUGGGGUGGUUUUAGCAGGUCCCCACCCAGCACAAAGCUGGCACCCUGCUGCUCCCUGUGCCCGCACGCGGCCGUUCUGGGGCACGGUGUUGGUUUUGGACGACGAUCCGCUCCUCGUACCAAGUGAAUGUACUUACUACUGGAAAGGACGUGGGCUGCGUGUUGUUAAUUAUUAUUUUUAAUGGAAAUUUUUUUAAAGUAAUUUAUAAGAAUGCCGAGUGUAAGUUAAAAAGGAAAAAAAACAAACAAAAAAAAACAAAAAAAAAACCAAAACCAAA
Messenger RNA from Tympanuchus pallidicinctus (lesser prairie-chicken), 9786 nucleotides. It is a transcript of the gene MYO9A, whose product is annotated as myosin IXA. Lineage: Eukaryota; Metazoa; Chordata; Aves; Galliformes; Phasianidae. Bases 149 to 8125 code for a protein of 2658 amino acids. Gene Ontology annotation, biological process: positive regulation of GTPase activity; intracellular signal transduction. The record is from RefSeq and is a predicted model, not a curated record. Gene Ontology annotation, molecular function: ATP binding; protein binding; microfilament motor activity. Gene Ontology annotation, cellular component: myosin complex. The transcript is spliced from 44 exons.